GAAACGGAGCGCGUCUGUCUGCUUGAACACUGCUACCAUCCUUCUUGUCCCAUCAAUUCCUGCAACAGCUCCCUUUACGAUGAGUGACAACGCUGAGUACAAAGAGGCCUUCGCACUCUUCGACAAGAAGGGGACGGGUGCAGUACCCAGAGAGACCCUGGGCGACCUUUUACGUGCCCUUGGGCAAAACCCUACGCAAGCCGAGGUUGCUGAGAUCGUAGCUAGCGCCCCUCGAGAAGUGGACUAUAAGACAUUUCUCACGAUUUUGAACCGCCCAGACGGCUUCAAGCCCGCAGGUACACCAGAGGAGUUCAUUCGCGGCUUCCAGGUGUUCGACAAGGAGGGCAACGGGUUCAUCGGUGCGGGCGAGCUGCGGUACGUGCUCACACAGCUCGGGGAGAAGAUGACGGACGAGGAGGUCGACGAGCUGCUCAAGGGGGUGCAGAUCGGCGCCGAUGGGAACGUGAACUACGAGUCCUUUGUGCGGACAAUCCUGAGUCAGUAGGCGAUGCGCCAUAGACGGUAGCAGGAGCAGCUCGGUGUCAGGUUGCACAAUUAAUUACUAAUGUAUGUACGACGACGAUGAUACCCAUUCUUAUGACAACGACAGUCUCCAAGUCCACAGUGGGUACGAAAGACGCGUACAUUACAAGUCAAACAGCUAGCAUGACGGGUAGCACCUGCUACGCCUGCGGGGGAUGGAUGCAUCGAGUCAUGAGUAUUGAGAGAACGCAAUAAACACCUAAAGUCCCGUCUAGUAAUUCUACUCCUCGUCGCUCUCCUCUGUAUCAUACCCGUCCUCCCCAGGACUGUCGUCCGCACACCUCUCCACGACGAGCUGUGCGCCGCCUUUGAGCCCCUCCACGUCGGCGAUGCUCCUGUCGGGCAGCCACUCUAUCUCGCGCCGGGGGUACGUGAGCGCAAGCUUGAACCCCCACCAUUUGUCCGGAUCCCCGCCGAGCAAAUCGAUCUGUUCGCGCACGUCUGUUUCCCCGAACGCAUCCUCUCCCGAAUACGAGCGCGCGUCCGUAUCCACGCCGCCCAUCAACACCUCCGCGUCGACGUAUGCGUAGAGCACAGUGAGACUCGCGGCGGGGUCGAGGACGACCACCUUCCUCGCGCCGCUCGGGCUCCUCACCGCGACCCUCACGCCGUCCUUCACCGGAUCCACCAAUUUCCUCACCCACCUCCUCUGCCUCCUCCUUACCGCCUCCCGCUUCUCGCGCCUGAACGCCUCCGCCUCGCGCUCCUCCAUGCGCCUUCUCUCCUCCUCCCUUUUCCUCCUUUCCUCCUCCAUCCGCGCCUG
Messenger RNA from Gloeophyllum trabeum ATCC 11539, 1306 nucleotides. Its product is annotated as EF-hand. Gene Ontology annotation, biological process: mitotic actomyosin contractile ring assembly. The transcript is spliced from 6 exons. NCBI's taxonomy places the organism in Eukaryota, Fungi, Basidiomycota, Agaricomycetes, Gloeophyllales, Gloeophyllaceae. The coding region runs from base 80 to 505 and encodes 141 amino acids. Gene Ontology annotation, cellular component: myosin II complex. The record is from RefSeq and is a predicted model, not a curated record. Gene Ontology annotation, molecular function: calcium ion binding.